UGCAAAAUGAGUUUAAAAGGAACGGGAAAAUUAUAUAUCAUCAAACGAGAUGGGCGAGAAGAAAAGGUUCAUUAUGAUAAGAUUUCAGCCCGGGUGAAAAAACUUUGUUACGGUUUAGACAUGGAUUACAUCGACCCACCAGCAAUUACUUACAAAGUAAUGCAAGGAGUUUAUCCUGGUGUUACUACGGUAGAGUUGGAUAAUCUAGCAGCUGAAACAGCAGCAACUAUGACUACUCAACAUGCUGAUUAUGCUAUUUUAGCAGCAAGAAUAGCUGUUUCUAAUCUUCAUAAGGAAACAAAGAAAAAUUUUACUGAAGUAAUGAGCGAUUUGUAUCAUGUUACUCAUCCAAUUACAAAAAAACAUACUCCUCUAAUCAGCGAAUAUCAUUAUAAUAUCAUCAAAAAGUAUUCUCAAAUACUAGAUUCAUCAAUAGUAUACGAUCGAGAUUAUGAUUACAAUUAUUUUGGAUUCAAAACUUUGGAAAGAAGUUACUUGUUGAAAAUAAAUGGUAAAGUAGUGGAAAGACCUCAACAUAUGUUGAUGCGAGUGGCUGUGGGAAUUCAUGAAGAAGAUUUGAAUAGGGUAAUAGAAACUUACAAUUAUUUAUCUGAAAAGUAUUUCACUCAUGCAUCACCAACACUUUUUUCUGCUUGUACCAAUCGUCAGCAAAUGUCUAGCUGUUUUUUAUUAACAAUGACUGAAGACAGUAUUAAUGGUAUCUAUGAUACAAUGAAAAGAUGUGCAUUAAUAAGUAAAACUGCUGGUGGAAUUGGUCUGAGUGUUCAUUGCAUUCGUGCCAGUGGUACACGGAUCAAAAGUACUCAUGGAGUAGCCAGCGGAUUAGUUCCUAUGCUUCGAGUGUUUAAUAAUACAGCAAGAUAUGUUGAUCAAGGAGGAAAUAAACGUCCUGGAGCUUUUGCUGUGUAUCUAGAACCGUGGCAUGCUGAUAUAUUUGAAUUCUUAGAUUUGAAAAAGAACACUGGUAAAGAUGAACAUCGUGCACGUGAUUUAUUUUAUGCAUUAUGGAUUCCAGAUUUAUUCAUGAAACGUGCUAAAGCUGAUGGAAUAUGGAGUUUAAUGUGCCCUCAUUUGUCACCAGGACUGGAUGAUUGUUGGGGAGAAGAAUUUGAAUCUCUUUACACUAAGUACGAAGAAACAGGUCGUUAUGUACGACAAGUUCCUGCACGUGAACUUUGGACUGCAAUUCUUAAAUCACAAGUGGAGACAGGUACUCCAUAUAUGCUUUAUAAAGAUCACUGUAAUCGUAAAUCAAAUCAAAAAAAUUUAGGGACAAUAAAAAGCAGUAAUCUUUGUACUGAAAUUAUACAGUAUACUAGUCCUGAUGAAGUAGCUGUAUGUAAUUUAGCUUCAGUUGCUGUUAACAUGUUUGUCAAUGUUGAAAAAAAAACUUACAAUUUUGAAGAAUUAAAACUUGUAACAAAAAUAGUUACUAGAAAUUUAGAUAAAAUCAUUGAUGUCAAUUAUUAUCCAACUCCUGAAGCACAACGAUCUAAUCUUCGCCAUAGACCAAUGGGUAUUGGUGUUCAAGGUCUUGCUGAUGCAUUUUUAUUAUUACGUUAUCCAUUUGAAAGUCCAGAAGCUCGAAAACUUAACAUUCAAAUUUUUGAAACCCUUUACUACAGUGCACUAGAAGCUAGCUGUGAAUUAGCUCAAGAAAAAGGAAUCUACGAAUCCUAUGAUGGUUCUCCAGUGAGCAAAGGAAUUCUCCAAUAUGACAUGUGGGGUGUAACACCAACUAAUCUUUGGGAUUGGACUAAGUUAAAACAAAAAAUAGCUAAAUAUGGCGUAAGGAAUUCUCUUUUAAUAGCUCCAAUGCCAACUGCUUCAACAGCACAAAUUUUGGGCAACAAUGAAUCUACAGAGCCUUACACCACUAAUGUCUAUGCAAGAAGAGUAUUAUCUGGUGAAUUUCAAAUUGUAAAUCCACACCUUUUGAAAGAUUUAAGUGAACGGGAUUUGUGGGAUGAAGAUAUGAAAAAUGAAAUAAUUGCUAAUAAUGGUUCAGUUCAAAAUAUAGCUAAUUUUCCAGCAGAAUUGAAACCUUUGUAUAAAACAGUUUGGGAAAUAUCACAAAAGACUAUUUUAGAAAUGGCUGCAGAGAGAGGUCCUUUCAUUGAUCAAUCUCAAUCGUUAAAUGUUCAUAUUGCUCAACCUACAACUGGAAUAUUGACAUCAAUGCACUUUUAUGGUUGGGAUCUUGGUCUGAAAACAGGCAUGUAUUAUUUACGUACUAAACCUGCUGCUAAUGCUAUACAAUUUACCGUUGAUAAAAGAAAGUUGCCUACAUGGAGAGAAGAAGAAUAUUCAGAUAAUAAACAGUAUACUGAUAAAGUAAAUGGUGAUAAUAUUAAUACUUGUUUUACAUCAGAUUCUCCAAAACGAGAAAAUGCUGAUAUCUUGAUUGAUAAUUUAGCGAAUGAUCUCAAUAAAUCUACUUUGUUAUAAAAUUAUCAAUAUCAAAUCCAUAAUAUUUAAAAUUGAACAGAUUCUGUUGUUUGAAAUUUAAAAUGAUCUAAUUAUGAAUAAUUGAUAGGAUCAGGUUUUAUAUUUACAAGUUAUAAUAAAAUAAGUAAGAAAAAAAA
Messenger RNA from Chelonus insularis, 2606 nucleotides. Its product is annotated as ribonucleoside-diphosphate reductase large subunit-like. Gene Ontology annotation, cellular component: ribonucleoside-diphosphate reductase complex. The record is from RefSeq and is a predicted model, not a curated record. Gene Ontology annotation, biological process: DNA replication; deoxyribonucleotide biosynthetic process. Lineage: Eukaryota; Metazoa; Arthropoda; Insecta; Hymenoptera; Braconidae. Gene Ontology annotation, molecular function: ATP binding; ribonucleoside-diphosphate reductase activity, thioredoxin disulfide as acceptor. The transcript is spliced from 2 exons. Bases 7 to 2469 code for a protein of 820 amino acids.